Molecule: messenger RNA, 489 nt
Organism: Saccharomyces cerevisiae S288C
Lineage: Eukaryota; Fungi; Ascomycota; Saccharomycetes; Saccharomycetales; Saccharomycetaceae
Gene: CSN9
Product: Csn9p
Exons: 1
Coding region: 1-489 (162 amino acids)
Biological process (GO): protein deneddylation
Cellular component (GO): COP9 signalosome; nucleus; cytoplasm
Source: RefSeq, marked reviewed
AUGGUAAUGAGGGAAGAAACAAUAAAAUCGCUAGAAGAUCCUUACAAAUAUCACUACAAAGAAGAAUGGUUAAAUACUAAAGAUCCCGAUGAACAACAAUUAUUCGAAAUAUUUGCCUUUGGAAACAUUAAAGAUCUACCGGAAAACAUAAUCCUAACAUCAUUAAUGCGAUCAAAACUGGAGAAAUUAACAUUGGUAACAUUAAGCGAAAUAUAUAAUGAGUUAAGUUACGAGUUAAUUAAAGAAGAAUGUCAAAUUGAAGACGAUGGUAUCAUCGAAAGCCAUUUAAUUCAGCUACAGAAUAUUUUUAAAGCAGAGAUGGAUUCAGUCAGUAAAUCUAUGAAAUUUUCAAGAAGAUUUGACUGUAGAGAUGUGUACUGUCAUGAAAAGGAACUGACUAUAAUUAAAAAUCCGCGAGUGACGAAAGAGUAUUUAGUUCAAAAUCUUCGGAGCUGGGAAACAAAGCUCAAACAGAAUAUAUUGGAGUAA